Messenger RNA from Vitis riparia (riverbank grape), 702 nucleotides. RefSeq names its product LOB domain-containing protein 1-like. NCBI's taxonomy places the organism in Eukaryota, Viridiplantae, Streptophyta, Magnoliopsida, Vitales, Vitaceae. The coding region runs from base 42 to 560 and encodes 172 amino acids. The record is from RefSeq and is a predicted model, not a curated record. The transcript has 2 exons.
UUCGCUAAAAGCAGCUCACUUGUCUCUUUCCCUCUCUGAGGAUGGAAUACACACACAGAACUACCGCAACACUCGGAGUUUCAACUACUAUUUUCUCUGCUUCCUCAUCUAAUUCUUCUCCUUCUCCUUCUUCUCUUCCAACUACUGUUCAGGGUCCCUGUGCUGCCUGCAAAAUCCUUCGUCGUCGAUGCACUGAGAGAUGUGUGUUAGCUCCAUAUUUUCCACCGACUGAACCACUCAAAUUCGUCAUUGCCCAUAAGGUCUUUGGAGCUAGCAACAUCGUCAAGGUCUUGCAGGAACUUCCCGAGUCCAAGAGAGCGGAUGCAGUAAGCAGCAUGGUAUAUGAAGCCUAUGCGAGAAAUCGUGAUCCAGUCUAUGGUUGUGCUGGUGCAAUUAGUCACCUUCAGAAACAACUUAAUGAUCUCCAAGCAGAAUUGGCUAUGACACAAGCGGCGCUCCUUCUCAUACAAUGCCAACAACAUGAACAAAAUCAUGAGAAUACAACCUUCUUUGAUCAGGACAAAUAUUUCAGCUCCGUCUUGGAGCCUUCCUGGCAAUGAAGAAAUCUCAGGGAAUUAAUGGGGAAGUUCAAAUAAAUUCUAAGUGGGUGGGUAUCAGGAUUAGAAAUGCAAAUGAGAGAAGAUGCUAGCUUGAUGUUCUAUGUCAUAUCAAUGAUUUAGAUCUUGAAAAUCGAAAUGAAUU